This is a messenger RNA of Aureobasidium subglaciale EXF-2481, 2471 nucleotides long. RefSeq lists its product as uncharacterized. Gene Ontology annotation, biological process: P-body assembly; deadenylation-independent decapping of nuclear-transcribed mRNA. Gene Ontology annotation, cellular component: P-body. The record is from RefSeq and is a predicted model, not a curated record. Gene Ontology annotation, molecular function: mRNA binding. Bases 42 to 2288 code for a protein of 748 amino acids. NCBI's taxonomy places the organism in Eukaryota, Fungi, Ascomycota, Dothideomycetes, Dothideales, Saccotheciaceae. The transcript has a single exon.
UUGACCUCGACAGCAUCGACAUCAUCGCAUUCGUACACGACAUGAUGGCUGACUUUACUGGUAUGACCAUCAGCGUCACGCUGCAACAACCUCCCGGCGCCAUUCUGAUAGGACGGGUCGUGCAUGUCGUCGCUGGCGAAUAUCUGGCGCUCGAACAAGUCUUCUUCCCGCAAUCUGGCAACCAUGUGCCCUCCUACAACGUACCCGCCCAAUUGAUCCAGGAUCUCCGCGUCGUCGAGACCAACUUCGAGGCCAGUUCCAAGCCUCAUACGCCUACAGCAAACUUCUCGGCCUCGCGUGCUCCAGCUCAAUUCCCUGCCCCUCUCCCUGCUCAGGAAGCGCGUAUUGAGAGUCCUCUGGCCAAGAAAACUCCCUCCUUCGUCGACCCUGCCAUUCUCAGCUUCUCAAAGUCGCCUGCGCCUUCUGCUCGCAGUCAGCCGCCGCCUCUCCCGCAGCAGCCUUCCGCACCCGUCACACCUAGCAAAAAAGCUCUGUCGGCUGCCGCCGCAGCCAUCCCACCUACAAACACUUCUCCCUUCGUUGCUCAUGCUGCCGAGCCAUCCGCCCAUCAAGACCAAGACUAUGUCGACGAUAACACUGCGCAGUCGGGCAAGAAGACGCGACGUGGAAGAAGAGGCCCUAGAACGACCCAAGUUCCUGUCACUGCAGCCACCGAAGCCCAGACUGUCAAGGAAACUCUGUCACCCAAUGUGUCGCGUAAUGGAAACGACAUGACUAUCACCCCUAGCACAAACAAGAAAGGCUGGCGAUCGACACCCCUGCUCAAGGAGCCUACAUCAGCUGCAUCGUCGAAGACCAAGAAGAAGGCCAAGCGCCCACUCAACGGACUCGGGGAUCAGAAUGGCUGGGCGACUGAAGAGGCGACAGACAUUCAGGACAUGGGUGAUUUCGACUUUGAAGCCAACUUGUCCAAGUUCGACAAGAGAACCGUCUUUGAUCAAAUCCGUAACGAGGACACGACCGCAGACGAGGACAGACUGGUCUCACACAACAGACUUGCAAGACCCGGCACAUACGGAGGCAAGAACCUGCAUCCUACUGAGAAUGUGCUUUCGCCGACAUUGAAGCCCAAGCAUCACGGCAGCGAGCUCGAGUCGUCGUCAGAUGCCGACACUGAGGUCAACUUUGGCAGUGGCCCCAACUCGAGGCGCGCACCAUCUCGCACAUCGAACAAACGUCCUUCGCGCAUGAGUACCAGCGGUCUCCCGGAAGACAUCAUACACCCUUUGGCUGCCUCACUAGCCUCGACCGCCCUCAAUCGCUCUGUAAGCUCAUUGAGGGGCUCAUCUGUCGUCGCAUCCUCGCCAAAUCCAAACAGAGCACGUUCUCCCCAAUCCAUUCAAUCACCCAUGCAUUCCCUCGACCAGCUCAGUCUCGCCCAACAAGCUGCUGCAGCACCUCGCCCACACUUCAAAACACCAAAGUCAAAGUAUCCUUGUUCACUAUACCAUCCUGAUCGCCUACGACAAGCCGAAGCCGAUGCAAUCUCAAAUAUUGGCAUUAGCGCUGACGCCAUCACCGAGAAUGCUGCUCGUGGAAUCGCUGAAAGUGUCUUGACUAGCACCCUCAAGCCUGGCGCAUCACGACGCAACUCGAAGAUUGCCAACAACCUACCCAAUUCAAACUCGAAAUCAGUGGUGGUCAUCCUAGCCGGUAACCACAUCACUGGAGCUCGCGCGAUAGCCAGUGCCCGCCACCUCUACAGCCGCGGUUUCAAAGUCCUCAUCUCAGUCCUCGAUUUCUCGAAUCCAAGCGUCUGGCACCCGCAACUCGCAAAGCACGUCCACUCUCUGCAAGCGCUAGGUCGCAAAGCCGCUCGUAUAGAAGGAUGGCGCAGUACCUCUGGCCAGAUCAAGAAACUUGAAGGACCUCCUGUGAUAAUCGUCGAUGCCCUUCUAGACGGCCAACGCUACGCCGAUAUCCGAGAUGAGGAUCUUCGCACAGAAGCUCGCGAGAUGAUCGAUUGGGCAAACCGCUCGCGUGCUGGUGUCGUCAGUAUCAACAUUCCCUCGGGCUUUGACAACGUGGAUGGAAGUUCUAGUAUCGUGGAUGGAGAACCCCUUGCGAUUCGUCCUGAAGCUGUUCUUGCACUAGGAGUGCCAGUGCUGGGCUUACUAGAGGCAAUCAAAGAGGGAGAAGGCAGUGCUUGGGUGAUCACUGCUGUGGAUACAGGCGUUAAUGUCGUCCUGAGCGAUCGUGAAAAAGUGCAAUUCGGCGCUGAUUGGAAUGUCAACCUUAGAUUUGUGUCUGGUGAAGCACAAGCAUAGGGUGGCAUACAUGCAGAAUAGUAGAUUGGCUGAAUUGGCUAGAUUGGCCGAAAAGAUUGUUCAUUAGCGUAUUACCCGAUUGUUUAUUGAGAAGAAAAAGCAUUUCUGUAUUAUAUCCAUAUAUCACUGAAACACAUAUUCCAACUUUCACUGACGCCUUGAGCAAGAACAUUCCAAUGACAC